CCAAACCAUCCUAGUUUCCUCUAUAGUAGUACAAGGUGGUAGCAACAGCAAGCUAUAUCUAUCCUCUUCAAGCCAAAAACGCACAGAGAUCCGUUCACAGACACGAUAUAUUAGAAGACAGAUAUGGACUGUGUGAUGAAGCUGGCAUCGGAGCGUGCGGUGGUGAUCUUCACUCUGAGUUCCUGCUGCAUGUGCCACACCGUGGCGCGGCUCUUCCGUGACCUUGGUGUCAAUGCGGUUGUGCACGAGCUGGACCAGGACCCUAGAGGAAAGGAGAUGGAGAAAGCUCUCCUCAAAAUGCUAGGGAAAGGCCCAUCUGUUCCGGUGGUGUUCAUCGGCGGGAAGCUUGUUGGCGGGACAAACAAGGUCAUGUCUCUGCAUCUUGGCGGUGAGCUGGUUCCGAUGCUGAGGAAUGCAGGCGCCCUCUGGCUAUAGAUUCGACCGGUGAACAAAGGUUUCGGGUUUUUCAUCGUGUUCCGAGAAUGACUAGGGUUCUUUGUGAGGCCGUUAAUAACAAGAGGUUUCUUGCUCGUUAGGAGUGAGUUACAUGCAUGCGUUAUGCAAUCCCUUUUUGAUGUGUAUGUAUUGAAAGAUGUAUUAAUUGUGUACGGGGCACUCUUACCUUUUUUGAAGAGGUAUAGUUAAUACAAUAUGUAUUCAUGGUACAUUGUUAUAUAUCAAUGAAAAGGAUACGUGCAUGCAUUUAAUGUUUAAAUUUCA
Lolium rigidum is the source of this 720-nucleotide messenger RNA. Its product is annotated as putative glutaredoxin-C14. NCBI's taxonomy places the organism in Eukaryota, Viridiplantae, Streptophyta, Magnoliopsida, Poales, Poaceae. The record is from RefSeq and is a predicted model, not a curated record. The transcript is spliced from 2 exons. The coding region runs from base 124 to 435 and encodes 103 amino acids.